This is a messenger RNA of Trifolium pratense (red clover), 817 nucleotides long. RefSeq lists its product as uncharacterized. The coding region runs from base 2 to 505 and encodes 167 amino acids. The record is from RefSeq and is a predicted model, not a curated record. The transcript has 3 exons. Gene Ontology annotation, cellular component: ribosome. Gene Ontology annotation, molecular function: structural constituent of ribosome. NCBI's taxonomy places the organism in Eukaryota, Viridiplantae, Streptophyta, Magnoliopsida, Fabales, Fabaceae. Gene Ontology annotation, biological process: translation.
AAUGUUUUUCAUUUUGUUUGUUUUCCACCGUUUCCUUUCUCUCUUCUUCUUCUUCGCCGUCGGAACCCUAACGCCUCCAUCUUCUUCACUGAUCCACCUCGCGCCGUCGCCAUCCUGUUCGCUCACGCCGUCGAAAAUGAACAGAAGUUGUAACCAUGUUUAUUUUCUAGAUAUGAACUCGGUUGUAAGACGUUUAUCAAGCUUAUUCAGACAGUCAGGUUGCGCAAUUCAACCUUUUAAUGGUCAGCAUCAUCAACUGCUUCAGCCAUGCAGAGGCAUACGAGUGGAUGUCAGAAAUGGAAACCUGGAACAGGCAUUGACAUUUUUGCAGCGUAAGAUGACAUCAAGUGGGAUAGAGAGGAUGAUAAAGCAUGAACAGAGAUUCCAUAUAAAAAACUCUGAGAAACGUGUAUUAGCCCGAAAGAGCUUGGAGCGUAGGCUUCGAUCAGAAGAUCUUGCUAGGAAACUCAAGUCCAUCAUGAUCAAGAAAGUCAGGGGUCUUUGAGGAUAUUACACUGCUAUUGGGAAAAAAAUGGUUGGUGUAAGUUGGCAGUUAUCCAAUAAUUUUGUAGGUGAUCACAGCUGUCGAAACACAUUCUUUGAAAUUGUGCAUGCGGUAAUAUUAACUUUUGUAGACAUUAUUUUAUGUUUGAGAUGCAUCGUUGCAAUCUAAUAAUCAACUAAUAGGCAUGAUGAGCAUCACAAUGUUCUUUAUAUUUUGUUAAGUCCUGAAUUUGGAUGUACGCCGAAUAUCCGAAGUUAUGAUGGAUAGUCGAAACCAAUUUCAAGCAACUGUUAUAUGCUGCAUUGUUCGUUA